This is a messenger RNA of Triticum turgidum subsp. durum (durum wheat), 903 nucleotides long. The record is from the annotation of a GenBank genome assembly. NCBI's taxonomy places the organism in Eukaryota, Viridiplantae, Streptophyta, Magnoliopsida, Poales, Poaceae.
AUGGGGCGCGCGCCGUGCUGCGACAAGGCGAGCGUGAAGAGGGGCCCGUGGUCGCCGGAGGAGGACGAGCUGCUGCGGAGCUACGUCCGGAGCCACGGCGCCGUCAGCAACUGGAUCGCGCUCCCGCAGAAAGCAGGGCUUAACCGGUGCGGCAAGAGCUGCCGGCUGAGGUGGCUCAACUACCUCCGGCCGGACAUCAAGCACGGCGGCUACACCGAGCAGGAGGACAUGGUCAUCUGCUCCCUCUACAACUCCAUCGGAAGCAGGUGGUCUAUCAUCGCAUCCAAGCUUCCCGGCAGGACGGACAACGACGUCAAGAACUACUGGAACACCAAGCUCAAGAAGAAGGCCAUGGCCAUGCACCACCAGCAGCAGCACUACCACCACCACGGCACCGCCGGCCGGGGACAUGCCCGCGCUGCGACGAUCGCCACGCCACCGCCCGCUCCGCAGAGCCAAUGCGCAUCAUACAUGCAGCCCUCGCCCGCGUCCGCCUCGUCCGCCGUCACCACCGCGAGCGGCGACGCGGCCAGCUUCGGCGCCAUGUACUCCCCGUCUCACCAGGCUGCGCCACUCGGUCACUACAACGUCAACGCGGCGGCGCCGCUUGCCGAAUUCUCGGCCAUGCCGACGCCGGCCGCGGCCAACAGUUGGGCCAUCAACAUGGCCUUCGAGGACAUGUUCUUGCCCGAGCUCGUCGGGGGCGGGGACUUCUCCCAGGCGGACCUGUUCGGCGGGUUCGGGGCGUCGCUGCUGCAAGCGCAAGACAGCAGGGCGCAAUCGUCCCUGCAGGAGCUCUCCGCGUGCUACUUCCCCAACGCGCAGGCGGAGAUGUGGGCGGCCGCCGCCGACCACGUCAACGUCAAGUCGCCGGGCGCCGGCCUGUGCCCCAGCCUGACAUGA